Messenger RNA from Mesorhabditis belari, 987 nucleotides. Lineage: Eukaryota; Metazoa; Nematoda; Chromadorea; Rhabditida; Rhabditidae. The record is from the annotation of a GenBank genome assembly.
AUGGAUUGGCUUCGCGAAUGGUUUUUCCCAGCGAUCGUUGGUUACUAUCAUUUUGCCGCACAACGACAAGCGCAAAUCGCCCCAGCCGCGUACUUCCUUCUGUUCCAUGUGACGAAUUUGCCAUUGUCAUAUGCAUCUAUAAUAUACACCGUCUUUAUCUUUACUCCAUAUCUCAUUUCCCAUGUCCUUGGAGCACUCAACUAUUACGAAAGCAUUUCACCGAAAGUUCAUGUGUAUUCGCAAAAAGUUACCCUACUUGGUCUACGAGUAGCUUUUCGGAACACACCAUUUUAUAUUCGAAAUUUUGGGAGAAAAUUUCCUAUCAAACGUUUACCAACAGAGCUUCGAGAUGCUAUUCUAGUAAAAGUACGCUUAAACGAUGCCCUUCGACUGUUAUUAAUCCCAGAAAUUGCACCACGUCAAAUAGUUUCCCCGGUUUUCUCGUAUUGGCCACAUCAAGUCCAAGCGGUGCAAUGUGUCCAUGUUUCGCCGGUGACUUCGAUGCUGUGCGUCUCGUCGGAUCGUCGUGAAAGUGAGCAAACGUUAAGCAUCUUUCUUCACUUGUUUCCUCGAAUGAAGAAGCCACAUUUUUAUUACGGAGGAUAUGACUAUACUAAAGAGGACUUUAGACGCGGUGAUGAUGUGCGAAAAAACAUCACGCGGUUGUGUGAAAAUGGUGAUGAAGCAGUCGAUCAAAUGUGCGACAACUUGAUGGGUGACUAUUUGACAAUGACUAACACAUGUGCCCCACAUGCAAACAUCAAACUUUUUGUUUUCAUACACCAAAAUCUCCCAUCAAAAGAUUGCGAAUUUAUUCGCUUGCUGGAAAAUGUAAGAACAGUUUACUGGAAAUCGCUAGCGGUUUACGAGUUCGAAAAACGACAAAGAGAGAUCUCCAGGAAAUGCCAGAAGCAUCUCAACCAUGCGGACAAAAUUUCGACUCAUACUCGACGGAAAUCAUUGAUUCCGAGAAUUGUACAGACUCAA